GGGUAUAUAACUAUAAACCAUUAAACCCCAUUCACUGCCUCAAAACCUCGCCGUAAACCCCACAACCCACCACCACCACCGCUUCCACAAGGAGCGGCACACGGUUGCGCAAUGGACAUCGACGGCUUCGACGACGCUCCGACCCGCGCCCCUUCUCGGGUCUCUAAGUUCGCGCCAAAAACAUCCAAACUCAUCAAACCCAAAUCGGAACCUGCCCCCAAACCUGAACCCGAACCAGAACCCGAACCAUCCUCGUCCAAACCAGAGCCUCCUAAUGUAGAAGACGACCCCAUGGAUGAAGACACCGUUGAAGAUCAAAUCGUGCGCGAAAUCGACGUCUUCUUCACUCCUUCUCUCGACGAGAACACUGAGUUGUAUGUUUUGCAGUAUCCUUUGAGACCUUCAUGGCGACCUUACGAGUUCGAAGAACGAUGCAAAGAGGUUAGGUUGAAACCUAUAUCUUCACGAGUGGAGAUUGAUUUAUCCAUUGAUUUGGAUUCGCAAAAUAUUGAUAGAGACUUUGCUGACAAAUACAGCAUUACCAAGCAGACUUUACACACUCCAUGGGAGCCAGCUACUGCAAAUGGAUGUGUUGUCGGGCUUCUUACAGGCGAUAAGUUACACCUGCAUCCUAUUAGUGCCAUUGUGCAGCUCCGACCAUCACUAAAACAUCUUAAUCCUGGUGGUUCGGAGAGGAAGAACAUUAUCUCCACCACUGUCAAAAUUGAGGGGCCAAGUGAGGAAAAGUCUGCUGCCACAUCAAAGAAGCAGAAAAAGCAAAUGGAGCCUCCAACCGAGCAAAAGAGUGAUGAAGUUGAGUGUUGGGUUCCUCUCAAGUAUCAUGACUGCAAGAGUGAUAUCAGCUCUAGAUAUUUGCAGCAAAUGGUGGCACAAGAAAGUACUCCCAUGAACUUUACAGUGAGCCCGUAUGAUUACGUUACUACACUCUGUCCUGCACUAAGCAGCAACUCAUUACCUAAGGGUCCUUCUAAAAGGUAUCUUCUAUCAUUGCCUUUGACUGUGGAGGAACGUCUUCACAAAAUGUUUAUUGAGGGUCCUCCACUUCGGCGUUUCAAUGCUAUCAAGCACUUUGCUCCUGAAUACUCUGACAAGGAACUGCUGGAAUAUCUGCAGAAACAUGCAGUCUUGCUGUGGGGACUUUGGACUCCAAAAAGUGGAUUUCUAAUUUCUAAGCCUGGUUUUGAACAAUUGGCUAGAGAUUAUGUCCUGAUAUUGUUUAGCAAGAAUUUGAAUGUUCGGUCAUCUGAUGUUAUUGUGAAUUUCCAGGGUGAACUUGGUAAUAGUGUGCGUAACUUCCUGAGGAAAUUUGGAUUGGAAAGAUGUGAUAUUAACAAAACUAUGUCACAACCAAUGACUUACUGGAAAUUAAGAGAGCUUCCUGAUGAGUCAUUUAAAAAACUCCACCCAGAUGUUGUUAAAAUACAAGAAGACAAGUUCACUGCUUUGGAUCACAAUGUAACUAAUUCGAUUUCCAAAUUUGUAAAACCUAAACGUGGUCAAAGUGCUAUGACAAACCAUAGUGUCAAAAGUGAGCUUGUUAAAUCAGCAAAUUCUGAUCCACGGGUAACAAGUCUAGGUGGUGUACCUCCUGGGAAGAUGACCAUGUCAAAUGAAACCCGACAUGCUCUGCCAAUUGCCCUCAAAAAGCUUUUUCAGACUCACCAAGUUUGCAGCUUCCAAUUCAUACGUGAAGAAUUGCGAAAAAUGGCGGUUUCCAAAACUACGCUCUCAAAGGGUGAUUCUAAAAUUGCCGUGGAUGCAGCUCAUAGUCUUGAUGGUCCAGAACAUGAGCUGAAGGCUGUCAUUAGUGAUGUUGCAUGUGAUAUCCAUGGUUAUUAUGUGUUAAAAUCAUCACAAGAUGAUCCAUUCAGAGAUGUAGUAAUCGACCUGCUUCGAGGAAGUGGACCCAAUGCCAAGCUGAAGAAGGCAGAGAUACUUGAAGCUGCUAGGUUAAAACUCAGAAGGGAGGUCCCUAACAAUGAAUUUACCAAGGUUAUGAAAGAGUUAUGUGUCUCGAAAGGUUCUGUUUGGGUCUUGAAAAGCGGUGAUGGAAGUAUGUAAUGGCCUGAUGUCCUGCUAUUGGGUUGAGCUAAAUAUCUACUGGGGUUGCUAGGAUAGAAUGGAAAAUUGGAAAUCAUACUUGCUUCUUUUAUUAGCAAUUACUAUGGGUAUGAUGUGAAUUUGUUGGUAUUUGAACAUUCUCCUAACCAACAAACCACUCGGGAGACUGGUUUUUUCAGCCUUCUAUGACAACUGAAAUUGUAAAUAACUUUCAAAAUGUUUCUAAACCCCGAUUGUAUUCAUUUCCAAUUUAAAAAAAAUCAAAGCUCAUGCCGUUGCGCAACUAUUUUGCUCUA
This is a messenger RNA of Lotus japonicus, 2378 nucleotides long. RefSeq lists its product as uncharacterized. Lineage: Eukaryota; Viridiplantae; Streptophyta; Magnoliopsida; Fabales; Fabaceae. The coding region runs from base 112 to 2082 and encodes 656 amino acids. The transcript has 13 exons. Gene Ontology annotation, biological process: DNA-templated transcription. Gene Ontology annotation, cellular component: nucleus; RNA polymerase III complex. The record is from RefSeq and is a predicted model, not a curated record.